This is a messenger RNA of Pollicipes pollicipes, 444 nucleotides long. It is a transcript of the gene RpLP2, whose product is annotated as ribosomal protein LP2. The transcript is spliced from 3 exons. Bases 88 to 411 code for a protein of 107 amino acids. Gene Ontology annotation, biological process: cytoplasmic translational elongation. Gene Ontology annotation, molecular function: structural constituent of ribosome. The record is from RefSeq and is a predicted model, not a curated record. NCBI's taxonomy places the organism in Eukaryota, Metazoa, Arthropoda, Thecostraca, Pollicipedomorpha, Pollicipedidae. Gene Ontology annotation, cellular component: ribosome; cytosolic large ribosomal subunit.
AGACAGCUAUGGCGUGUUCCUUCCCACCAAGGUUUUAGUGCGCUGCAGUACACGUUUCGUGUCCUCGGGACUUAAAAGUGCAUAAGCAUGCGUUACGUGGCUGCAUACCUGUUGGGCGCCCAGAGCGGCAAGAACCCAAGCAAGGAGGACAUCAAAAAGAUCCUGGGCUCGGUUGGCAUCGAGUGCGACGACAAGCGCGCCGAGCAGGUGGUGAGCCAGAUGGCUGGCAAGAAGGCCGAUGACGUCAUCGCCAGCGGCCUCACCAAGUUGGCGUCGGUGCCGGCCGGCGGCGCGGCCGCCGCUGCCGCCCCGGCCGCCGCCGCCGCCCCGGCCGCCGCCAAGGAGGAGAAGAAGCCCGAGCCCGAACCGGAGUCGGAGGACGACGACAUGGGCUUCGGUCUGUUCGACUAGUGUCCUGCUAAUACACAACUGACCGCUCAAGGA